Molecule: messenger RNA, 486 nt
Organism: Sphaeroforma arctica JP610
Lineage: Eukaryota; Ichthyosporea; Ichthyophonida
Exons: 1
Coding region: 1-486 (161 amino acids)
Source: RefSeq, a predicted model, not a curated record
AUGACUGUAGAUACUGUUCUAAAGGCUGUCAAUAGUGAUAAGAAUGUAUCCUCUGCGACUAAAGAUCUAGAAAGAGUGCUCGAUGCCAGAGAGCCUGUUACAGAUGACGAAUCAGUAUCAAAAACAUUAGGCGGGACUGUCGAUUUGCCCGGCGUACCUUCAACUGUCGUACGUGUCAGUGACUGGGUGAACAAGAUACAUACUGACACCGAUUCGAGUACCGCUGUUGGCAAAACAAACAGCUGUACAGACACAGAUGAUAACUUUCUCCGAAGACAGAAAUCGCCGACAAAGAAACAUAGUCUAACACAGUUUAAGAAGAGAAAGAGACCAAUUAUCACUAAUCCUAAAACAAAAUCCAGCAAGCGAGCAAAAAUGAUGGCCCAGGGUGUAAAUAUGACUUACCCUCGCACGAAACAUAACGUUAACAAUAACACGAUAUACACGGCUGAGGGCGGCACUACUAAUAUAUUCAACAAACAAUAG